UCCUCCCGCACGAUCCUCCUCCUGUCCCGGAAGACGGAAGAGGCUUCGCGAAAGAGGAAAGUCUGUUGAAAACAGAACUCUCACCCAGGAACAUUGGAAAGUUGUGACACACGGACUGUUUUAUUAAACCCUUCUAGCAUCGGGCGCGAGCUCUCAAGGUAUGGAAUAUGGCAGCAACUGAAGCGCAGUUUAUGUUAAGCGUCGGAUUAAUCGAGAAAGAUGUGAAUGGAGACACACUGUGGGUGUGGUGCUUUCCCUCCGUGGGCUCAGACCUGAGGCAAGUCCUGCUCAGCAAGUGCUGCCUGACACAGGAGGGCCGGGAUUUCCACACUUUCGUGUUCGGUCAGUUCUGUCGCACCUGGUACUACGUCACAACAGUGGAGGUGCAGGAACCUACAGCACUACACAAGGUCACUCAUUUUUCAAUAGUUGUCACAGCGAAAGACUUCAACCCUGAGAAGUAUGCUGCACUUAGUAGAAUACUCUGCAGGACGUAUAUCAAACACGGCAGUCCAGUGAAGAUGAUGGAGGCGUAUGUCACUGUCCUCACUCAAGGAAUCUGCCAGAGUGAUGAAAACGGCUCAUUUCUAAUUAAGGAUUAUGAUGUUCGGAAAGCGUACUUGGCGGGUUCAGUCAAAGAUGUUGUGUCUCAGUUUGGUAUGGAGACCGUCAUCCUGUAUACCGCUCUCAUGCUGAAGAAGAGAAUCAUUGUCCAUCACCCGCGGAUUGAAGCAUUGUUGGAGUUUACAAGAGUUCUGCCGACUCUGACAUGGCACAGGAAAGACUGGUCCGUCCUGCACCCGUACGUGCACCUGACUGAUACCGAAAUAGAGGAUCUCAAGAAAUGCCCCGGAUACGUCGCGGGUUUUGUGGAUCCGGAGGUGAGCAACAGAUCGGAUUUGUUUGACGUGUACGUGAACCUCCGAGACAGCGUCAUCACGGUAUCCCAGAGUGCCAAAGAGUCCAUGGCCAUGGGGAAGUUGCACAAGGACAUCGGCCGUCUCAUCGUCCAGUCUGCAGAAGAUGCUGAGAGGUCAGAUAGUCAGGUCAUUAAGGAUAUUUCUGUCAAAACCAAAGAGAUCCUUGCCAAUUUGGUGGCCCUGGCUGACAAAUGUGAAGACUCUAAAAUCACCCUGCAAGGUUUGAAGCAGCAUCAUUUCCCUCCGGCGACAGAGAACUUCCUCUUUCAUUUGGCAGCUGCCGAGCAGCUCUUACGGAUAUGAAACCGGUUUCCAGACACCGCGCUGCAGGGUGGCGUUACUGCAGGGUGGCGUUACUGCACGGUGGCGUUACUGCAGGGUGGCGUUACUGCACGGUGGCGUUACUGCACGGACUCCAGCUGUGUUGUUCUGCAUGUGUGUCGGGAUGAUUACUGUUGUCCGGGAGGCCUGUGCUCCCUCUCACCACUGUCAUGAGAGUUGUGCACACGUCACUCUCACAGUAAUCUUCUUUGUGUGGAGUAGGAGUCUUAUUCCGUUGGUUCUCCAUUUGAGCUCAUUUUUGUCAACAAAAACUUGAAAGAACCCAAUGAGCCACACGGCUGACAUGUGGCUUCACUACAUGGGCACUGUGUUAGUCCGAUUCUCUCUACAGCACCACAUUUGUAUUCAUCCGCAGCUGAAAAUAGUACCCAGACAAAUGUAAUUUGAGAUUACGUUUGUUAAAAAUGACACAGUGCCCAGCUGUUUGAUUUGAGUCCUUUCAUUGGAUUUGGAGACGCAUGAGACACCGGCAGCCUUCUCCUUUAACACCAGGAGCCGCAGCAUUGGUCUCUAACUGUGAAGUGGAGACAAAUAAGAUGGUACAUCUGAUAGUGCUUUCUAGAUGUAAGCUCCCACUCCAGUGCAACGCGCCACAUACAUGCAUCAUACAUAUAUCUGCCCCUCAAUAUACACAGGAACAGCAGUGGAAAAGGCUUAUAUGUAACAUGCAGCUGUUUUUAUUAAGGAGUUCGAUAGAAACUGCAUUAUACGUGGUUAUCAGAUCACAACUGCACUAGACGGUGUAUGUUUGUUUCAGGUUUUUCAAUUUGUUUAAUGUCUCAUUUUGUAUUUUACUAUUGACUUAAUUACAAGUAAGUUGUGUUGUUAGAGGCGAACUGCAUUAUGAAAAAGUGAUUGUUAGAAAGAGCUGAUCCGCAACUAAUCAAAUAACAAUCGGUGCGUCCAUGUCCAGUGAUUUAGAUUUUUAUUGUCGUUUUACAGCCGAGUACAUUGUCAAAAGGGCGGUUUUGUGCCUCAGUAUUUCCGAUCAGACAGAGUGCAAUACAUAGCAGAUGUAAUGUAAUAUGUGACUUUGAAAACUAAAUGUAUUUUCAUGAAUUUAUGUAAUAUUUCAUAUCUAUGAGAACACGUAAAUAUUCUAGCUAAAUAAAUUUAC
Cyclopterus lumpus (lumpfish) is the source of this 2379-nucleotide messenger RNA. RefSeq names its product DENN domain containing 10 (gene dennd10). Gene Ontology annotation, biological process: protein transport; regulation of early endosome to late endosome transport. The coding region runs from base 168 to 1223 and encodes 351 amino acids. Gene Ontology annotation, cellular component: late endosome. NCBI's taxonomy places the organism in Eukaryota, Metazoa, Chordata, Actinopteri, Perciformes, Cyclopteridae. The record is from RefSeq and is a predicted model, not a curated record. Gene Ontology annotation, molecular function: guanyl-nucleotide exchange factor activity; small GTPase binding. The transcript is spliced from 10 exons.